GAAACCAUAAAUAGAAAAAAUACGAUAAUAAUUUAGAUAGAGAAAAGGAGUAUUAAUAUGGAAAAAAAUGAAUAAGAAGAUAGGAGAAGACAGUGGGUCAAAGGAAGGAAAGAAAGAGUGGAUUUGAGUCCCAAAGCCCAACGGCAGAAGACAAGGUUUGUUGAGAGCGAAGGAUGUAUCGUGGCUGUGGGGACAGAAUAAACCAACAAUAUUAAUAUUUAGGCAUAAAAUAUUUGACACACCCUUGAUUCUCCCGUACCGCAUAACUGCCUGCCGUCACACCUAUAUAUACAUCUCCAUUACCUCUCUCUCUCUGCAUAACCAUAACAAUGGAGGAUUCCUUCACCAACAGAAGAGCUUCAUGGCAGCCCGACAUUGACCAGCUCUCCCGCGACGGCAGCCAUUACAGCCUCUCCACCACCAUUCUUCCCGCUCUCGGCGCCGGAAGCAAUCGCAGAAUCAAGCUCCGCUCUUUCGUUCUCUCUCCUUAUGAUCGCCGCUACAGAGUUUGGGAGGCGUUUCUGGUUAUUCUGGUUAUCUACACGGCUUGGGCGUCUCCGUUUGAGCUCGGCUUUCUUGAUAGACCAAGGAGGCCUAUGUCUAUCUUGGACAAUGUUGUCAAUGGAUUCUUCGCGAUUGAUAUCAUCCUCACAUUCUUCGUAGCGUACUUGGACAGAAGCACGUAUCUUCUCGUUGACAAUCGUGGGAAGAUUGCAAGGAAAUAUGCAACUUCUUGGUUGGCUUUUGAUGUGAUUUCCACAAUCCCUUCUGAACUUAUUUGGUACAUCUCCCCAAGGCCUUUGAGGGAAUAUGGCUUGUUUAACAUGCUUCGUCUCUGGCGUCUCAGACGAGUUAGUGCCUUAUUUGCUAGAAUGGAGAAGAAUAGAAACUUCAACUACUUUUGGGUGAGGUGUGCAAAGCUUAUAUGUGUUACUGUUUUUUCUGUUCAUUGUGCUGGUUGCUUCAAUUAUCUGCUUGCUGCUCAUAAUGAUGAUCCAACAAACACUUGGAUCGGUAAAUCUAUGCCUCCUGGAGUUGAUUUCCGCCAACUGAGCCUAUGGUUUCGUUAUGUUACUUCGAUGUACUGGUCCAUCACGACCCUCUCCACCGUUGGCUAUGGUGAUUUGCAUGCUGUGAAUGCAAAGGAGAUGGUGUUUACCGUCUUCUACAUGCUCUUCAACCUUGGACUGACGGCAUAUUUGAUCGGAAAUAUGACCAAUUUGGUGGUCCAUGGCACUAGUAAGACCAGGCACUAUAGAGAUACGAUUCAAGCUGCCACGAGUUUUUCACAGAGGAACCAACUGCCUUCUCGCCUUCAAGAGCAGAUGCUCUCACAUCUGUCCUUGAAGUUUAGAACCAACUCCGAGGGGCUGCAACAGCAAGAGACGCUCGAUUCACUUCCAAAGGCCAUUAGGUCGAGUAUUUCACACUACCUUUUCUACUCUCUGGUGGAUAAGGUCUACUUGUUUCGUGGAGUCUCCAACGACUUACUCUUCCAGCUAGUCUCCGAGAUGAGGGCAGAGUAUUUCCCUCCCAAAGAAGAUGUGAUAUUGCAGAAUGAAACACCCACCGACUUUUAUAUUCUUGCCACUGGGGCAGUGGAGCUACUGGUUAUGAAAAAUGGAGUUCAACAGGUUAUUGGCGAGGCGCGAACUGGUGAGCUUUGUGGAGAGAUUGGUGUACUUUGUUAUAGGCCUCAACUGUUCACAGUGAGAACAAAGAGGUUAACUCAGCUAUUAAGGCUGAACCGCACCACAUUUUUGAACAUCGUUCAAGCCAAUGUUGGAGAUGGGACAAUAAUCAUGAACAACCUUCUGCAGCAUUUGAAGGAAGUGAAGAACCCGAUAAUGGAGGGGAUUCUGGUGGAGAUCGAGAACAUGAUUGCACGCGGAAGAAUGGAUCUGCUCACCCUAUGUUUUGCAGCACUCAGAGGAGAUGACUUGCUGUUGCAUCAUUUGUUGAAGAGAGGUAUUGAUCCAAAUGAAACAGACAAUAAUGGAAGAACAGCUCUGCACAUUGCAGCAUCUCAAGGAAAUGAGAAUUGUGUCCGUCUCUUGCUUGAUUCUGGGGCUGAUCCCAAUUGCAGAGAUUCAGAAGGAAGUGUACCACUGUGGGAGGCCUUGCUAGGCGGUCACAAACCGGUCAUCAAGCUACUCUCCGACAACGGCGCCAAAUUAUCCACCGGCGACAUUGGUCUGUUUUCUUGCACAGCGGCAGAGCAGAACAACUUGGAUCUUCUCAAAGAAAUAGUCCGUCACGGCGGCGACGUGACGUGGCCGAACCACGAAGGGCGCAGAGCUCUUCAUGUGGCCGUUUGUGAAGGCAACAUCGAAAUGGUGAAAUUUCUCCUCGACCAAGGUGCCAACAUCGACGUCGCAGACGAAAAUGGCUUCACAUCGAGGGACCUAGCCGAGCAGCAAGGCCACGACGACAUCAAGGAGCUCUUCGCCUCAUUCAAGGGAAUCGCCGCCAACGUGGACGAAGCACGCGUCAGUGGGGUCCGCUUCUUGGGACGAUAUAAGAGCGAUCCGGUCAUGUCGCCUAUGAGUCAAGACGAGGGAUCGUGGGGCAGAUCUCGGACGACGACAAGGAGGAGAAGAACGAACAGCUACCACAACUCUCUGUUUGGGAUCAUGAAGGCGGCAGCGCAGACUGGGGACGACACCUUGCUGUCAUCGGUGGAAGAGGCGCCCGCCCGGAUCACGGUAACCUGCCCGGAGAAGGGAGAUGUUGGCGGGAAGCUGGUGGUGCGCCCCGGUAGCUUGGAAGAGCUGAAGGAGAUGGGUGCCAAGAGAUAUGGUGCUUCCUUUGUGAGAGUGUUGGGCAAAGGGGGAGCUGAGAUUGAUGAUAUCGAGGUGGUCAGAGACGGCGAUCGCUUGGCUUUCGCCGCCACCGAGUGAUCGACGGGAACUUGACGUCCACGGGGAUGAGUGAUUACCAAGUGAUCACAUUGUUUCCAUGUGAUGAAAUAUACUUAUUAGUUUUUUUUUUUUUUUAUUAAUAUUCUUUUUGUUUAGAUUGGCAUGCAUGCUGUUAGAGACGACAUAACUGCGUGCCGCCGGUUUAAAUAAUAAUGUAACUAUUCAAUAUUAUUUUCACUGAUAUGGUUACUCCUAAUGGAACUUCGAAAGGAA
Salvia miltiorrhiza (redroot sage) is the source of this 3134-nucleotide messenger RNA. Its product is annotated as potassium channel AKT1-like. Gene Ontology annotation, biological process: potassium ion transport; transmembrane transport. The transcript has 11 exons. The record is from RefSeq and is a predicted model, not a curated record. The coding region runs from base 330 to 2900 and encodes 856 amino acids. Lineage: Eukaryota; Viridiplantae; Streptophyta; Magnoliopsida; Lamiales; Lamiaceae. Gene Ontology annotation, molecular function: voltage-gated potassium channel activity; protein binding. Gene Ontology annotation, cellular component: membrane.